Planococcus citri (citrus mealybug) is the source of this 2040-nucleotide messenger RNA. RefSeq names its product sialin-like. Bases 467 to 1915 code for a protein of 482 amino acids. The transcript is spliced from 9 exons. Gene Ontology annotation, molecular function: transmembrane transporter activity. The record is from RefSeq and is a predicted model, not a curated record. Gene Ontology annotation, biological process: transmembrane transport; monoatomic anion transport. Lineage: Eukaryota; Metazoa; Arthropoda; Insecta; Hemiptera; Pseudococcidae. Gene Ontology annotation, cellular component: membrane.
UUAGUACUUCGGAAGUUCGGAUAAGACCUAUUCAGUCAAGCUAUACAGAAGUAGAAAUAGAUACACAUCAGCUUAUCUCUGAACGAUCAGCGCAUAUAAAUACAUACAUACCUAUCUACAUAAGUAAUCUAUUGAGAUAAAAACGAUUUACGUCCAGUAUUCUUAAUAAUCAACUCUAAUGCAAAGAACCUCAGAACCUCACAAAGAUGAUAAGAUGAUCGUACAAAUCAUGCUUCCUGUUAUUGGUUGAAUUACCUAUUUUCUUUUGAUUAUUAGAGGUAUUCGCGUGUUUUCGUUUCUAUUCGGAAAUUUUCGUGUUCAAUAAUGUAAUAAAUGCCUUAGGUACCUCUAGGGAGGUACUCGUAGGUUGUGCAGAUUUUGUACAGUUCCUUGUACAUCGUUGUGUAAUUAAUGGUCGGCUUACUUAUUCGUUUUAUAAAUUCAACACUUCCUCUUUCGCUGUAAAAUGGAAUCCAAAAUUAAGCACUGUAGUGAAAUUUCGGAAGAUCUUCCAACACAAAACGACAAGAGUUCUUCAAACUCGACGACUCCUUCGAUAUGGUUAUCGAAACGAUUUUUGGUAACAUGUCUGAUAUUUCUGGGUUUAGUCAAUAUGAGCAUGAUAAAAUUAAACGUGUGCAUUGCUGUCGUCGAAAUGACAUCCGAGAAACUGAUUAUCGAAGAAAACCGCACAAUAACCCAGCGAGCAGAAUUUGACUGGGAUACUUCCAAAGUAGGCCUUCUGCUGAACAUGUACGAAUAUGGAGGUAUGAUGUCUUUCGUACUCGCUUCAGUUCCAUCCAAGAUAGGAGGAUCCACAGCUUGCGGUACAUUCACAUUGCUGAUUGGCUUAUUAACGCUAUUGGCACCAAUCAGUGUUUAUCAAGAUUUCAAAUGGUUGUUGAUGAAUCGUUUUUUAAUCGGAGUCUGCGACAAUAUCGCUUAUGCCAGCAAAUCAGAAGUUUUUCAACGUUGGAUUCCAGUUACGGAGAGAUCUCGACUAAUGUCUCUUAGCUACAAUGGCUUAUUCAUUGGCACCACCAUUAUUCACUCAUCUGGUGGAAUUCUAGCUUACAAGUGGGGCUGGCCCAUGGUAUUUUAUGCCACAGGUAUCAGUUGCCUGGUCUGGUCUAUAAUCUGGCUAAUACUCAUUCCCAAUGAUCCCUCCAAAGAUAGACGGAUUUCAAAAAAAGAACUCGCCCAUAUUGUCAAUGGAACGGUGAAAAAAACAACCAAAGUUGUAAAUAUUCCUUACAAAAAUAUCUUCACGUCGAUACCUUUUUGGACGCUUUGCUUGUGCCGAAUGAUUCAAGGAUGGUCUCUGACCACGAUCCUGGCAUGCCUUCCACUCUUUGUCAAAGACGCAACUCAAACGAGUACCGAUUUAGUUGGAUAUAUUUCAUCGAUUCCCAGUAUCGUAUGUACUCUCAUGAUACCAUUAAUAGGGGCAGGGAUGGACAGCUGGAAGAAUAAUUCCAAAAUAAAAAUCACAAAGAUGCAUAAAAUAAUCGUAGGAUUCAUUUUAUUCUUCGGAGCCACUCUUCUAGGAUCUGCCAUGCUUCUGUCUAAUUUUAUCCUAACCAUAGCCUGUUUUGCCAUCAUUAGAACUUUAUUAUCGUUAAAUGCAUUAGUAUUGCUAAUGGUGGUAAUUUAUAUGGCACCCAAUCACGCAGGAACAAUCUCAGCUUUGUCAACUUUCUGGUACGCUUUGGGUAAUAUUUUAUCACAUCACGCCAUUGGAGAAAUGACCUCGAAUCAUAGCGUCGAAGAAUGGAACAGAGUAUUUACUCUGACAGCCAGUUUCAUGGCAUUGGGUGGACUUCUUUUUAUUUCAUUCGGAUCUAGCGAGCCUCAAUGGUAUACAUCUGCAGAUGAUAUUCCACCAGACAGCGAGAAAAAAGUUGCGGAAAAAUGAUCAAUGAGUGAAAUACCCAUCAUUGUUUGAUCUUAGUACAUAUUAUACUACUUUUUUAAAAAGGAAACAUUUUGUGCCAAUAUUUAUGUAAAAAAUUGUUUUGAAAUACAUGCACUUGAUAAGAA